Galeopterus variegatus (Sunda flying lemur) is the source of this 447-nucleotide messenger RNA. Its product is annotated as interactor protein for cytohesin exchange factors 1-like. Lineage: Eukaryota; Metazoa; Chordata; Mammalia; Dermoptera; Cynocephalidae. The record is from RefSeq and is a predicted model, not a curated record. The annotation marks the transcript as partial. The transcript has 4 exons.
AUAAUUUUAGUUUUGCACCUGCAGAAUCAUGUCUGGGAAGAUGUUACUCUGCACAACAGUAGUCUCCCACCCCUGGCUAUCAAGAAUCCAGAGUGCCUGGGCCUUCUGCACCAGCUGGAUGGAAGAACAGACAUGUGGGUCCAGCGCUACUGCAUUCUGAAGGACGGUUGCUUGUAUUUCUACGCUAGCAUUCGCUCCACCCAGGCCUCAGGUGGCCUAUAUCUGCAAGGAUAUAGGGUGAGUGAACAGACUCUUAGCUUGAAACAAUCGGUGAUUGAACUCAAACCUCCAUCUGAAGAGUUCAAGACUUUCUAUUUCUGUGCAGAAAAUAAAACAGAAAACCAGCGCUGGAUUACAGCUUUGAAUACAUCUAUUAAAAAAUGGCUUCCUUUGCAUCAGGCUAUUCAAGACUUGAUGAAUCGCCCUCUAGAGGAGACCAGAAUGUGA